CCCGUCAGCCGCGCACAUCGUGUCUGACUUUCUCUUUCUCUGCGGCGAUCGCGUCUCCUCAGCAUUUAUCGAGGCUCAUCGCGCCGCCGCCGCUGCUGCUAUUUCAAAUCAAGCGAUUCGUGAGAAAAUAUUUUAGUGCUGGCUUGUUCUUUAACCUCAGCAGGGUCAAUGUAUAUAGACGCGUUCAAACGGAUCCUCUUUGAAAGGCUGAACUGCUUGAAGAGAAUGUGUGUGUGUCAGCGGCAUGGCAGCUCAUUUGCCAUGUCUAAGACAGCGGUGAAGAAGCUGCACUGGCGGUCCAAUGUGCAGGAUACCUUCAUCCCCUUGCUUGGCGCGUCUGGAGAGCUGGGGGUCGCGGUUGGUGGCGGAGCAGAUUAUGGAGAGUUUCCUUUCGUUACGUCGGCUCCCGGCGGCAGCCUCACAGUGGGAGACAUCAUCCUAGAGAUCGGGGGAACUCCGGUACUGGGGAUGACUUUAGGGGAUGUUCGAGGAGUCCUCAACUCCUGCCCCCAUCCGAUCCGUAUCAAAACUGUUUCACCAGGCUCCACAUUGUGCAAAGAUCUCAGGUUAUAUCUGAGUAAGUGCUUCACACCCGGCUCAGUGGACAGCCAGCUUCAGCAGGUCAUCAGAGAGAACCUCUACCUCCGAGCUGUACCCUGUACGACCAGGCAACCCAGAGACGGGGAAAUCUCAGGGGUAGACUACAACUUUGUCUCCAUUGAGGAGUUUUUCUCCUUGGAAGAGUCCGGAGCGCUGCUCGAGAGUGGGAAAUUCAAAGGGAAUUACUACGGCACACCUCGUCCUGUUCACAUAGGUCCAGAGAGUCCCCCCAUCAGCUACCAGGAACACCGUAACCUGCUCAGAAACUUCCGCACACGCAGCAAAUCCCUCAGCAACCUGGAAAAGGCUGCAGACGAAGGCAGAAACAGCGAGGACGACUUAGGUGGCUCUGCAGGAGUAAGCAUUCCUAUUGGCCACCGGUCCCCCAGUCGGCCCCGGGCAUCCAGCAGUGGAGGCGAGGGUCAUGGCGUAGAGAAUGGGAUCAUCGGCAGCAGAAGAGGUGCCAGAAUCAGAGGCAUGAUGCCCGAUCACUGGGAGCAGGCGUUCAGUGACCCUGGAGAUUCACUUUACAUCGGGCGCAGCCCGAGGAGGACCAGCUGGCUGGGCCCUCGUCCCUCAAGCAGAGAGACCAACUACAAAAAUGAAUGGUUCACGGACCUGCCUGAGGAUCUCAGGGGUUUCCCUGUCCAUGCACACUUGAUCAAGGGCUCCAGAGGGUUUGGUUUCAACAUAGUAGGAGGCAGCCGGCCAAGAGAGUUUCUCCAGGUCUACAGUGUGACGGCAAGUGGCCCCUCCACUCUAAAGACAGCGGACAUACUCGUGUACAUCAAUGAUGCUUGUGUGUUGGGAAUGUCUCACAAAGAGGCGGUAGAGAUGCUCAAAUCAGUGCCUGUUGGCCACAGCAUAGACAUAGAGGUGAGAAGGGGAUAUCCAAUGCUCUACAACCCGGACGGUCGCCCCAAGCAGCCGUCACCAAGGUUACUGGACGCUGAGGACCACCAUGUCACGCCUACCACUACCCAACCACAACCUCUUCACCAGGUACCUCGCCUUUCAACACCUUCACCACAGAGCCAGCUCUUUAACGGCUACCACAGCGACAGAGGCUACGUGGAGCACGGCGUGACCCUAGAUGCCAAUGGAAAUGCCACAUCUUACGCAUCCAGACUGCCUCCGCCGUACAGACGCUCCAGUGUGAGCAACGCUGCGCCGUUCUCCCCAGUUCGGCCACCGCGGUCACACAGGAGCUUAGCCAGGCUGCAGUUGCUGGACCCGACGCUAGCCAGCCAGAGUGACAGCGAGGUUGUUUCUGCGGUUGGUUCACACAGGGCGUCAAUGAUACGAAAUCACAACAAUAACUCCCUUACGACACCGCAGCAUCAUUUACGUUAUGGAACGUCGAAGUCAUCCGAAAGCGACUUAUCCACCUGCACCGUGCCGGGGACCAGGCUGCCGCUCCCCGAGUCAUCGCGGAGGCCGUCGUCUUCCUCUGGCGGGCCCCGCAGCGCUUACUCCCACCUUUUCAGACCACAGACCUCCCAUCUCAGACCACCGCUCACCAGAGAAAGCCCCCUCCACCACGGCGUCAAUGGUUUCCAUGGCAACACCAGCCCCACCGCCAGCCCCAGCAGCGUUUCCUCUCCUGGCGCGAUGAGUGUGGGCAGUGGGUUUUGGGGAUUCACCGGAGGGGAACUUGUUCCAGUGGCCUUGGCGCAAGCCGAAGGAGACAGGGGCCUCGGGUUCAGUCUGAUGGCUGGUGGUUCUGGAGGCAGGUUGACUGUGGUGGAGAGAGUCUUUGACAGAAAGCAGUGCAACUCCCUGCAGCCAGGGGACGCUGUUGUCAAGAUCAAUGGAGCUGAUGUCCAGAGUCUCAGCCUCAUUCAGAUUCAAACAAUCCUGCAGGAACACACAAAACGGGGAGAAGUUAUUCUGCUGGUUUACAGAGGAGGCACUUAUCACUCAUCGGUUUCUCCGGGCUCGGGUCGGAGACUCCCUUCACCUCUGCUGCGCCCCCCUCCUCCUCCCGUUGACGUGGGCAAUUCGUCGUUGCUCCCAGAGGCGCUGCCCGUUCCCCGCACCGCCACCAGCAACCCUCCCUCCCCGCUCCUCACCAGCUCCUCUCUGAUCCAGAGCACCAGUUUCCUGGAGUCGAUUCCAGUGACCCUGACCAUGGAGCCCAAAGACUGGAUCGACAUCGGCCUGGAAGACGAGGCCGGCGGCAGCGGCGGGGUGUCUGUGCCUGACGCGAGCCUGGAGAAGCGGAAGGGCGAGCGGACGCGGCGUUUCAGAGGGUUUGACGUGGAACUGAGGAGAAAACCCGGGGAGGGAUUCGGGUUUGUGAUUGCCUCUCAGGACUUGGAGAACGGAAGAGCUAAACAAAGAGCCAUGCUGGAGAGACUACAGUCUGCUUUGAAAACUGUAAAGGAGUCCAAACCUGCGUCCCUCCUUCCUCACCGCUUCGUCACGGUCCGGCGCGGCAGCCCGGCAGCAAAGAGCGGCCAGAUCCGGCCCGGAGAUCGCCUGGAGGCCGUUGAGGGCCGCUCGGUGGUGACGCUGCCUCACCGAGAGCUCACUCAGAUUCUUCGCAGAGCCGGAAACACGCUGCGCCUAACCAUCGUGCCCCGGCCCAGCACCUAUGCUUCAAACCACACAGAAACCGGCAACCAUGACCAUGGUCACAGGAGCAGGAAAGGUCAGAGGUCACACCCAAAGCGUGACUCCAGGUAUUACAGCGUCGACCUUGACCGCGGGCCGUCGGGCUUCGGCUUCAGCCUCCGAGGCGGCAGCGAGUACAACAUGGGCCUCUACGUCCUCGGGCUGAUGGAGGGCGGCCCUGCGUCACGGAGCCAGAAAAUACAGGUCAGCGACCAGCUGGUGGAGAUCAACGGGGACAGUACGACCGGGAUGACCCACAGCCAGGCCGUGGAGAUGAUCCGCCGCGGAGGCCACCGGAUCCACCUGGUGCUCAAGAGAGGCAACGGCUACGUGCCUGAUUACGUGGAGCUCUCCAGUUUGUCUCUAUGUAUGACCAACUCCAAGCUAGGCGAGCCUUGCUUCUAUGUCAUUGGACGGACAGAGAAUACGCGGUUGGUAAUGGUUCCUCCCGUGAGCAGAGAAUCACCUCCUCCUCCCUCCUGCACAACCCCAAAGAGCAGAGUCUGGCUGCAGUGAGCUCCACCGGAAGGAGGGGGCGCCGCGCCCAGCAGACGAGGAGGAGCAGGUCGGUCGGAGACGUGAGGGAGAGCGGGACGGGAGCGAUCAGAGGAAGA
Xiphophorus maculatus (southern platyfish) is the source of this 3830-nucleotide messenger RNA. RefSeq names its product membrane-associated guanylate kinase, WW and PDZ domain-containing protein 2-like (gene magixb). The coding region runs from base 169 to 3732 and encodes 1187 amino acids. The record is from RefSeq and is a predicted model, not a curated record. Gene Ontology annotation, molecular function: protein binding. Lineage: Eukaryota; Metazoa; Chordata; Actinopteri; Cyprinodontiformes; Poeciliidae. Gene Ontology annotation, cellular component: cytoplasm. Gene Ontology annotation, biological process: signal transduction. The transcript is spliced from 19 exons.